Molecule: messenger RNA, 752 nt
Organism: Lycium ferocissimum
Lineage: Eukaryota; Viridiplantae; Streptophyta; Magnoliopsida; Solanales; Solanaceae
Exons: 4
Coding region: 1-726 (241 amino acids)
Biological process (GO): proteolysis
Molecular function (GO): cysteine-type peptidase activity
Source: RefSeq, a predicted model, not a curated record
AUGAUUAUCCACCCAAGCAUUGUGCGAGAUAGGAAACCCAACAAAUACACUCCGUGUCCCCUUUCAUGCCAAAUUACGGCUCGGCAGAUCUUACGCAAGGUCUUCCUCGUCCCUAUCAAAUUUGGAAAGAAGCACCCCUUUGUAGAACAUCCAAUCAAUGCCCCUGUGGACACGGCGUAUUUUCAAGAAUAUGAAAAUUGGCUCAAGAAGGAUCUGUUAUUAAGGCAUGAUAAAAAAAGAGACAAGGAAAACCACUAUAGAAAAAACAAGGAAUUAGUGGAUCCUGAAGACGCCGAUAUGUCACUCAAGUUAGGAGUCACACUUGUUAAAGACAAAAACUGGUUCUACUUGUUAUCAAUGGAAGGGAAUCUUUGGAAUGAUGAGCAUCUUGAUGUUAUUUUUUAUUACCUCCGUAAGAAAGGCAAAUAUGAAGAUAACAGCACAUACAAAUUUACCACCGUCAGCUGUAUACUACAUACCAUAAUCACCGAGAUUUACCAUGCUUGGAAAAAUCCGGAAUCAUCCACAAGUGUUGCUAGUAAGGAAUCUGAUGUAUGUGAGUACAUAAACGGGUAUAGGUUGAUGGGUAAUGUACCAUGGCAUACAGUUGACAACGUAUUAAUCCCUGUCAAUGUGAAAGAGGAAAAUCACUGGAUUUUAGUGGUAAUAUCAUUCAUUGACAGAUGUCUGUAUGUGUACGACUCAUAUCGAGUACACAGGGCAUGAUGCGGUCGUUAGGAGAGAAGUGAACA